AUGAUGGAAGCAGAAGAACACCAGCAACCAUGGAAGACAGCUUUUUAUUCAGAAUUACCUAAAGUGGAACUUCAUGCCCACUUGAAUGGAUCCAUUAGUUCUAAUACCAUGAAGAAAUUGAUAGCCAAGAAGCCAGAUCUUAAAAUCCACGAUCAGAUGACUAUGAUUGACAAGGGAAAGAAAAGAACUUUAGAAGAAUGUUUCCAGAUGUUUCAAAUUAUUCACCAGCUUACUACUAGCCCUGAAGAUAUUCUAAUGGUCACAAAAGAUGUCAUUAAAGAAUUUGCAAAUGAUGGUGUCAAGUACCUGGAACUAAGGAGCACACCCAGAAGAGAAGAUGCUACAGGAAUGACUAAAAAGACUUAUGUGGAAUCUGUACUUGAGGGUAUUAAACAGUCCAAACAAGAAAACAUAGACAUUGAUGUUAGGUAUUUGAUAGCAAUCGACAGAAGAGGUGGCCCUUCAGUGGCCAAGGAGACUGUUAAACUUGCUGAAGAAUUCUGGCUCUCUAAUGAGGAUACAGUUCUUGGCCUUGACCUCAGUGGAGACCCUACUGUAGGACAAGCAAAAGACUUCUUGGAACCUCUUUUAGAAGCUAAAAAAGCAGGUCUGAAGUUGGCAUUGCAUCUUUCAGAGAUUCCAAACCAAAAAAAAGAAACACAAUUACUUCUGGAUCUACUUCCUGACAGAAUUGGGCAUGGGACAUUUCUCAACUCCUCUGAGGGAGGAUCGCUGGAACUGGUAGAUUUUGUGAGGCAACACCAGAUACCACUGGAACUCUGUUUGACCUCAAACAUCAAAAGUCAGACGGUUCCGUCUUAUGACCAGCAUCAUUUUGGAUUCUGGUACAGCAUUGCCCAUCCUUCUGUGAUCUGUACCGAUGAUAAGGGUGUUUUUGCAACACACCUUUCUCAAGAGUACCAGCUGGCUGCUGAAACAUUUAAUUUGACCCAGUCUCAAGUGUGGGAUCUGUCUUAUGAAUCCAUCAACUACAUCUUUGCUUCUGACAGCACCAGGUCUGAACUGAGGAGGAAGUGGAAUCAUCUGAAACCCAGAGUGUUACAUUUUUAA
Molecule: messenger RNA, 1071 nt
Organism: Puma concolor (puma)
Lineage: Eukaryota; Metazoa; Chordata; Mammalia; Carnivora; Felidae
Gene: MAPDA
Product: N6-Methyl-AMP deaminase
Biological process (GO): adenosine catabolic process; inosine biosynthetic process
Molecular function (GO): adenosine deaminase activity
Source: RefSeq, a predicted model, not a curated record